Messenger RNA from Anopheles moucheti, 10858 nucleotides. RefSeq names its product TLD domain-containing protein 2 (gene mtd). Lineage: Eukaryota; Metazoa; Arthropoda; Insecta; Diptera; Culicidae. Gene Ontology annotation, biological process: response to oxidative stress. Gene Ontology annotation, cellular component: nucleus. The coding region runs from base 693 to 5057 and encodes 1454 amino acids. The record is from RefSeq and is a predicted model, not a curated record. The transcript has 19 exons.
GAGUGCGUGUGAGUGCGGCUCCCACAUGCGUUCAGUGUGUCCUGUUUGGUAGUUCAAUGUUGUGCAUCCGCUGAAGUGUGUCCCGACACCUUCAUGACCUAUCGAGUGUUUUUGUGUACGUGAGUCCGAGUGCCUCGCGCGAGGAAGCGAUAGAUAAGCUCGCAUUAUAAAGUGCAAACCAAGAAUCUUGCGUGGGCUCUUCGGCAAUAAUCGGGCAGUUCUGAAGUUGAAAAUCGAACCUUUGAAUUCGCCACAAGUUACAUGUGCCACGAAACCCAGCUCACGAAUCCGUACGCGAGCAAAAGUUACUAAAAAUAAUCUUCCCCGAAUCGCCAUUUCUGACAAUUGCUGCCCAUCUAUUGUAGAGGAUUAGGAAGCAGAUCAGAACAUACCUAUACAUCAACGAACGAAGCGUAAAAGAUCAUCAGUUGCGAAGCAAACUUACACAUCCAGCAUCCGACGAUUGAAGAUCGACCGACCCGGUGCAAAUGUGGAUAACAUUCAACGCGACCUGACUAACGUUUGCUGUUUCAGUGUGCCAUAACACCUCAAAAUUGCAGAAGAGGGUGCAUUAGUUGAUGCACUUUUAAAUACGUCGUGAUUUUGUGAAAUUUUCAUUACCUAGUUUCGACUGUUCUAAAGCAAGAGCUUUUCGUUUGUUUUUGCUGUACUGAACGCAUAUACUAUCAGCCAUGACCAGCAUACUGACCGCGCCGGGCAAGUACCGUUCGCGGAAGGACUACAGCACCGGCUCCAUUCCGACGUUAGUAUCACUGGACGAAGAAUCUAGUCUCUCGACAACGACAACGACCUCGGUGUGCAGCGAUAGCGUGUUACUGCACAGCCUACGGACAACCGGCAGUUCUGGCAGUACCACCACCAAUGGCAGCACCGGCAGCAGUAGUAACAGCAGCAACAGCACCAUGAACAUCAAAAAUGGACUCGCCGCAAAGCCCCCGAGGCGUAGCUCGCUAGGUUUGGCCCUGCUCGGCGGUGGAUCGCGCAGUUCCAAUGGUGCAGAAAAAAGCAACAAGCGACGCAGCUCGAUCGCGGUCGUCUUUCUUGGCGGUGGUCGCAAAGACUCCAAAUCGUCCUCCAUGUCGGCGUCCGGCGCCGGUAACGGCCACCACAAUCACAACGGUCACUCGAUCAGUACGAUACCGGAGAAAUACAUCAAGACGGGUGAAUCAGAUAUCGAAAACGAUUCACCCAACACGGACACGUUCGUGAUGGUGGGUGAAGCUGGUUCGAAUGGUGCUCACCAUCAGCAGCAGGACUCCUACGGUGCCGCUGGCAGUGCGCUAGGAUACGACAAGAAGCGCCGGCGCUCAUCCUCCUGGCAGACCAAACUCGAACGGCGCCGCCGCAAGGGCAUGAUGGCGUCACUCGAUGGCAGUGACACCAUGCAGCAGGACUCGGCCAGCUUUAGCAGCUUUGGAUCGGUGCACGGUCUCGAUUCGUCACCGUACGGUCCGGCGGGCAAAUAUGGACGGGAAAAGCGUCACUCUUGGUGGAACAUCUUCGUGCCGGAUAAUCUUAAACAAAGGACACGUAGGGCUAGUCAGGAUGUGAUACUGUCCAAAAGCUCCGACACUCUCAGUAGCCCACCAUAUCGAAGGAGCAAAUCCAGGAGUGUCGAUCAUGGACUGGCCGCCCCGUUCGAUCUAGACUCGCUGCGCUCGAAAGUUGAAGGCAGAUUUGAAAGCAUCGAUCGACUAUCAAAAGAUGGCGAAAAGAAGCGUUCGAUGCCCACAAUACCCACAAUUACGUACACAGUAAAGGACCGGGACACACUAACCUCCGUGGCUGCCCGUUUCGAUACGACACCGUCAGAAUUGACCCAACUCAACCGUUUGGCCAGUUCGUUUAUCUACUCCGGUCAGCAGUUGCUCGUGCCGGACAAAAAUGCCAAAGCGAGCGCCGAUGGUGAAUCCGACACUAGCACGGAACGUUCCUCCAACAGUCCCACCGAUGGCCGCCGUAAGGGUUCGCAGGAAGAUCUGUCUCAGGACGAAAAGGAUUUGCUGGAAGGACUUCGCCCGGGGUCACCCAAACCCGGUCACAUCGAGCGUGUUGCAUCACCGAACACACAGAGUGGCGGUGGCGCUGGUGGUGGUGGAGGAGGAGGUGGUACGGCCGGAAAUACAGCCGGUGGCGAUGAAGAUGAUCCUGUGACUAUUCAGCGUUUCUUGAAGAUCAACGUGCGGCACAUCACCGAUGGUCAGGGAGUAGUAGGUGGGGUACUGCUCGUCACCCCCAACGCCGUCAUGUUUGAUCCGAAUGUGUCGGAUCCACUAGUCAUCGAGCACGGCCCGGAAAGCUACGGUGUCAUUGCACCGAUGGAGUUUAUCGUGAAUGCGGCCAUAUUCAACGACAUUGCACACAUGCGCGUGCAGGGUGCGGCCGGCGGUAAUGAAACAGCCGAGAAGGCUGAAAUUUAUCACCCUGUGCCGGUGGAGAAACCAUGUUCGCGCUGUGACACUCAUUCGCCCGGCAAAGACUCACUGCUCGUUAAGGACGAAACGUUCCCGGAGCUGGGUGUUGGAUCGGUGGAGGGAUGUGACGAUCAGGAAUCGAUCUGCUCUAGUAACGAGCGGGACGGUGACGCUUUUCCGAAGGCGUUCGAGCGCGAUCUCGUGACACCGAACAACCUGCAGCGUUUGCAUGGCGAUUCAACCGAAAGUGGCGGUAGCUCUGUGGAACCGAAACCGCCAUCUACAGAGCCACCCAUGUUCCUGUCGUACGAUCGUGACUCGUCCCAGUCUCACACGCCCAAUUCCCUCGACCACAGUACCGGUGCUGCAAAUGAGCAACAGCAGAAGCAGGCAGGCGAAAAGACUGACCAAAACAAGACCAACAAUAUCUUAGAGGAUCCCACCAUGCGCUCCCUGGAGGAGCGACGGAGAAGUCUACUGGACCAGCACUGGGCAAUCCCCAGCAAGGACAGAUUAAAAUGUUAUUGCGAUCAAUCAUCAUCUCGAAGAUCUCUGGACGACGAAGAGGCUGCCAGUACAGGAAGCGGCACAACGGCAGCAUCUUCCUCGACUGCCGGUACUAGCUCCAUCGGUGGCAUGGGAAGCGCAGGUGGACACCACGUAGCAAUUCCACCAAUUGCUGAAGCUGCUGGCGGUGACGGUCAGCUAGUGAAGCAAUCGUGUCAUGAUUCGGGCAUCGACAUCCGUGACCCUGCCCACGGUUCAUCGCUGACGACGGGCGGUGGAACCACAGGGGGUAGUGGUAGCAGUGCGGCUAGCUCAGUCGCUAGCAUACCAAUAGUGGCACCAAUUGCAACGAAGAAGGUGUACAGCGAUGCGGACAUCGUACUGAGCGCGGACUGGGUUCCACCACUGACCAUUGCACCGACACAUUUGCACGACACUUCACCACGAAGCAGUAGCUCGCUAGUGUCCUCCUCACACCAGAGCACCUUAUCAACGUUGACAUCUGAUGCAGGCGGACGAAAGAAAACGUCCAGCGUGAGCUUCAGCGUAGACGAACACGAUCCUCACGGUGCCACCGUUCCGGCCGGUUCCGGAUCACUUGACAAAGGUGGCGAAACGAAAAAGAAUAAGAUGCUGAAGCGACUGUCCUACCCACUGGCUUGGGUUGAAGGAUUGACGGGUGAAGGAGGCAACAGCAGUCACAAAUCGGAUUCGAUUGAAUCAGCCCCGAACACUGGUGACUCUAACCAGAGUGUCUUUUCAAAAGUAUUUUCCAGCUCACCCAUCACAUUGGUUUCGGAGCUGGGUGGAAAUUUGUUUUUGUCCAAAACGCCAUCGGAAGACUCCGGAGGCUCACCUGUUCCACCACUGACACCGCACGAAGCGCAAGCAGGGGGGCCGGUUGCGGCCGGACGAUCAUCCAUCGGUACAUUCAUUCGCCAACAUCCCUCUGAAGGUAGUGCGAAUAAGCAGAAGCCGGCACCACCAAAACUGGACUACCGUUCGAUGGUGUCCAUCGACGACAUGCCAACACUGUUUGUUAGCUUUGACAUGAAGGCCCCAUUGUUUCCUCAGCUUGAGAAACUUGAACUUAUUCCACGACCGGCCCGUGCCUGCCCGGACCCACCGAUGUACCUUCGGUUGCGCAUGGGACGCAAGAUCGGCAAGAACACUCCUCUUCCGACCACGGUAAUGUCCUACGGCAAAAACAAGCUACGUCCGGAGUAUUGGUUUAGCAUUCCAAAAAAUAAGGUCGAUGAGUUGUAUCGCUUCUUGAAUGCUUGGGUGCAACAUCUGUAUGGCGAGCUGGAUGAGGCAGCCAUUAAAGAACGUGGUUUCGAACUCAUCCAGAUGGAUACUGAAUGGGCAGCAAAAACUGGCAGCCCGUCGAAGGACGGUCGUUCCGCCAGUGAAGGCGAAAUCUCCGAGUACACACGCGAGUCAUGGGAGCUGCUAAAGGCUCCGUUCGUAAAAACCUACAACAUAAUCAAAAGUCAAACUGGAUCUAACGAUUUGGACGGUUGUGAGGUUCUGUCUAUGAGCACAGAUGACUACAGAAAAGCGACCCUGUUUGCGUCUGGUUCGUUCGAUCAGGACUUCCAGAUUCCGGACCUCAUUGGCCAAACGGAGAUCCUAAGCGAGGAGCACAGGGAAAAGCUUUGUGCUCAUCUGCCGGCACGCGCUGAAGGAUACUCCUGGUCGCUCGUGUUUAGCACCUCACAGCACGGUUUUUCGCUGAACUCUCUCUACCGAAAGAUGCACAAGCUAGAGAGCCCCAUACUGAUCGUGAUAGAAGAUACGGACCACAAUGUGUUCGGUGCGCUAACAUCCUGCUCACUGCAUGUGUCCGACCAUUUCUACGGCACAGGCGAAUCGCUGCUGUACAAAUUUAAUCCACACUUCAAAGUGUUCCAUUGGAGCGGCGAGAAUCUGUAUUUCAUCAAGGGCAACCCGGAAAGCUUGGCGAUCGGUGCCGGAGAUGGAAAAUUUGGCCUUUGGCUGGACGGGGACCUAAACCAGGGUCGAUCGCAGCACUGCAGUACAUACUCGAACGAACCGCUGGCACCGCAAGAAGAUUUCGUCAUCAAAACGCUCGAAUGUUGGGCCUUUGUUUAAACUUUUUCCUCCCUAGCCCUUCCAGGAUGUGCUGCGGAUGAAAAAGAACGGACUGUGGUAUGAACUUGUUUCCCGACCACCAGCCCAGUGCUGUCACCAUUUCACACGUGACGAUUUACAAAGCGUGUGUGCGGCUUGUCUUCAAUAUUGCCCCGUUUGAAGAAACCUCACCGCUGCAGUAUAAAUCGGGACGGUCGAAUCGACUGUUCGCUUUUCUAUUUCAUCCAAAACAAGGGAAUGGUGCAAUCGGCGGCACAGUCUGAUUACCCACAGGCGACGCCAAAACGAGGGAUUGGCACUUGCCGCACACCUUAGCUUGACCGUGUUGUCAGAGUAGCGGCGCAUAGCUGUGUGUAGACAAAAUCACAAAGGGUCGCUUUUGCGCAAACAUGUGUAGCAUAAAUUAGCCGCCGGGUGCCGUGCCGAUGGUAGCAAAUGCAAAAAUUCAAAUUAAACUAGUGAUACAUAAGCGAGCAGAGCAAAACGGACGUUUAUCUGUAGAAUAUGAGACUAAACGAGGCGAACACACGCGUAUCCCACAAUCCUCUCCCUUUUUCCCUCCUUUCCUUUUGGCCUGUUCACAAGUAAAUGUUGUUAUAAUGUAGCGAGCAUGGAGCAUAUAAUUAGUAAAAGCGAUAGAAAUGAGACUACUAUAGGAAAAUCGAGGCGAAGUAUAUACAUAUAUUUAACAAACAAAAAAAAAGCAUAAAGAAAAUUGUAAUCAAGAGUAUCAAAUAUGUGCGGCGCGCGUGAUGUAUUCAAACGUGGUAGGCAAAAGCAACAAGAGCUGCAACACACAAACACGCAUUAACUAUAAAAUUAUCACACGACCAUAAUAGUUGAAUUAUAGACAUUUUUUCAUCCUCUUCGUCACUGCUGACGGUAAACAAAAUGAUCACCGGAGCGAAAUGCAUGUGCGCGCGCAAUUGUGUUACGUUGCAGAAACAUGUGGCCGCGGCAGGCUUGCUUUUAGUAGGCAUUUCCGUUUGAUGAUAGUGUGCUUUUGUAGAGAGAGAAAACUGCAUGGUAAAAUCUAAAGGAUCCGGAUGAGAUUACAUUCUCAAGUGCAUUCUUCGGAAUCCAUAAUACGCAUCGCGAAACACACAGUAUCAUCAUCACCCGUUAAUGACGGUGCAUUACCGCACCCACGUUAGUCGAAAUUUAAAAUCAUUCAACGGUCAUUUGUAUUAGAUGGUGCUUAAUAGAAUAUGGAACAAAAGACGGCUGCUGACACUGUGAGGGCGUCUAAUGAAAUGCCCCAAUGUGUUUGUGUGCUUGAAUUGCUGUGUGUUUCUUCCAUUCUGCCGGUACAUUUUCUACCGAGGAGAACGCAGAAACAGUGGCAGACAUACUGUGCACGCAGUGAAAUGCGUGACACGGCGACAGAACGAUGUAAUCAACUAACGCUUAAAACAAAUGUAAAAUCCUCAAUCGCAAAAUCUAACUCUUGCUGCAUCAUAUGCGCAACUACCCGUCCGUCAGCAACGGAUGGGUGGUUGGUAAAGACAAAAGGAUGAGUAAAAUUUGAACAUAAUUGAGCUAAGGACGACUGGAUCAUCCUUACGUGUCUCUCCUCUCGCCGAGAUGGAAAAAGUACAACAGACAAGAGGACAUACAAAUUGUUUGCAUUAUCCUGUUGGUAAAGUUCUGAUAUUAUUGACAGGAACUACACCGGGAGGUGCUACACGACAGCAGACAGCCAGCCUCUCUAUUGUUGAACCUUAAAUAAACACGCAAUGCGCGAACACUAUCGACUAUAAACAAACAAAAGCUAAUACGGAAAGGAACCACAUUGAGACAAGCACAGCACAUCUGGGAUAUAUUUUUUUAAUUUAUAUAAACACUUUAUUUGCAUCCGUUAAUUUCAUCGUCAACUCUCCUUUUCACUUUAGUUUUCAGACACGGAAAGUGAACAAGCGAAACAAACGUUCUUAUUUGAGGAAUUCGCGCAAAUUGCGCAUAAUCUGGCACUAAAAGGAAAAAAAUGGGAGUAACUAUUUACGAAGCAAGGAAGAAAAACGAAAUGAAACGCGAAAACGAAUAACAAAAGUGAAUGAAAAACAAAGGAAAAACACUGUAAGUCCUUUGCGAAUUCCGGGUUGGUACAGUUUUUCGUACGAUGAGACUGUUUAUGUUCUGUAUUGUUUAUAUUAUUUACUGCUUUGUUAUUUAUUAUUUUACUGCGGCCCGGUGCAGUGUCUGAAGCUUGCAGCUUUUCCCGCCGUGUGGCAAUCGAAAACGAAGGGAGUUGACAAUAUUUAAUGUUUUUCUUUUUUUUUGUUUCUACAUUUCGACUAAACACACGUAGAGUACAAAAAAAAACGCCAAAAGAGUCCGAUCAGUACAUGCGCUUGCAUGAUUGAAGUUAACUACUUCGCGUACUUAUUGUCGAAAAAAAAAGUCGCAUCAUCCCUUGGUCAAAGCUACGAUGCAGAAAUUCAACAAAUCCUGCGGCUAACGUCGUUUUUCAAGGUUCAUUAGCACACACACAACACAACCACACGUACGUGUAUGUUUGUUGUUGGGGAUCGUAAAUCUUUCCCUUAUCAGCAUUAUUGCGAAGAGAUCGUUGUAAAUAGCGUUAUUCAUUCAGAUGUGCUGCAUCGGCAUUCCCUUUUAUUCGACACUUUGUGAUAUAUAACUUUUCUUUCGUUUUGCAUUACACACUGAAUAUAUUAUGCAUCGUUCGUUAGCAAAUGUUUGUUUUUCGUCUUGUUGUUGGUGUUUUUUUUUGUUUUCCUCAAUGAAUGAGCUCUUAUUUAUUUUAAACACAUUUGCUGUAUUCUUUGCGUGCAGAAUCCAUAGCAAAAGUGGUUGGACUAUUUUUGAGUAUCCUUUUCUUUUUACAAACCUCCAUCACCAACUCCCGUUUUAUAUACUUUGUGCGUAUUAUUGUUACGUUUAGUGUAGCCGGUUACUCGAGUCAUACAGUGUUAAUAUUUUAACAAUUUAUAAUUAAGACAGUAAACACCCAGGAGUCUAUAUAACGCGCAUAUGUGACACAAACGAAUAAAUUCAUUUAUUAUAAAUUAUUUUUUCUGUUUUGUUUUUUUUCCUCUUUUUUGUUGUGGACGUUUAAAAGGUUAAACGAUAUUCAGUCAGAUAGCGCCUAUGUUUCAAGCACAGUAAAGAGACCUUUUUUAAAUGAAUAAGAGCUGGUACAAACAUUUCAGCUUACGUGCUCCUGCGUAAUGUCUCUGUCCAACUUUUCGAUACUUCCAAAGGAAUGAAGUAUAACAUUCCAGAAUUGUGUAUGAAAUGGGACAAGAAGAAUCUUUCCCUCAUAACGGUUGACAGCGUGGUAUACACCAACAUGCUGCGUAAAGAAAAUUGUUUGUUGAUGAAACCUGUUUGGUACUGGUUAAAUGUCGUAAAGCGAUCGCAUAUACUACUCUUGAUAAUAUACAAAAUAGAUACAGCAUGUUAGUUUUGUAUGUUUGUUACAAUAUCCAGCAGCGAGAGAAAAGUGUGCCGCGAGUGGAAAGAAAUGGGUUUUUAUAUGAGCUGCAACAAUAAAAGUAUGUCAAAAGUAAUAACUCAAUACACUAAACAAAAAUGAAUCGACAUGAAAUUACUGGCCUCAAACCCCUAAUGGAAGCAGCCGAAAGAUUUGUUUUUCUACCAUCUACGAACUAAAUCGUAAAGACACAUCUGCUCUAUAUUCAACAUGCAUGGGUUUAUGUUACUUUUUUAAUCGUUUCUUUGUGUUGUUCGUUUGUUUAGCUUCUUUUUAUAUUAGCUCGUGUAAUGCAAAAUUUAAACCCUUGCCCAUGGAAAAGGUAUUUAUGAUUUUUUGUUUUUUUUCCACACUUUUCUAUAUUUUCUAAUCUCUUAUUUUUUACACUUUAUUGCAGCCCAACACAACCAUCAACAUAAAUAGUGCAUACAAACUACACAGAAAACACUCGUUAUCUUUGGAUUCCUUACACACACACACACACCACAACAACAAAAAUACCCACACCUGAGCGCUUUACGAAAGAGCAUCUCUUCAUUUGUACGGUGAGGAAUUAGAUAAGAGUGCUAUCGAUAUAUUGUUAAAUGGUAGGUGUAAAUCUCUAGACACAGCCCUGUCUAUCCUUCUACUGUCGUUCUAAUCCCAACGUUAAAUUUAAUAAUAAGCUAAUGGGGCUGAGACCCGCAUCGCAGAGCGGACACGAUAAUAAUCCCUAAUUGAUCUCCUAGUGAAGGUGUGUAGUGUUUAAUAGCCGAGUCGCCCGAAAUACGUCAACGCUAUCCCCGGGAGCAAACGAUACAUAAAGAUAUUAUUGAACAAAACAAAAAAAAAACUAUAAAUAAUUCGAAAAGAUAUACCCACACCAUACACAAAAUCAUACUGUAGCAGGAUCGAUAUAAACAUGCUCUCGUUAAUUGAAGUUUUUGAGCAAUUUUAGAUACAUUUAUCGUACCUCAUUUCUGGGCGUAAAAACGCUAACCGAGAUAAAGCAAAAUGCAGAGGAUGCGUUCUAGCGAACGGGAACGAUCAAGGACGUGGAUCAAUUAAAACAGAUAGAAAGUGACCGACACCGGAACCAACAAUAAUCUCAGAAACAGGAAAUGCGCCUGACGCUUUAAACUUAUGAUACAUGAUCUUCAUACAUCGGAAAACGUUUGUGGGCCGCGUGCAUUACUAAGCGUGCUACUUGGCAAAACGAUGUGUGCGAUUGGUUGAUCAAAACCACCCGCAGAACAGCUAAUAGAAGCGUAAGCGUUAUUUGGAAUGCUUUUAUAAUAUUUUAGGGCCGAAUUCCGCACCAAGAUCAAACUCGAAUCAAAAUUGCAUAAAUCAGCAGUGAGUGGAAAAGGGAAACGACACAUUCGGCACAGAAAAGCUGGAUUGGUCUGAACGAAUUUACCGCUGAAACAGACGCGAUCAACCUGUUACAACAGGAAAAGGAACAAUUUGUUACUGAAAUAAGCAAAAGUCCGGAAAUGGAUAACCCCAAACUGCUACACACUGACAGCUUUAGUCGGAACACGGAACAUUUCUACAGGAGUCCAUUGAUCCUCGACCCGGAAGGUACCUUUUUGAAAACAAUCUCACAUUUUAGCACAACUAACGUACAGAGGCAGUGACACGCUCAUCAAAAGAAAGCAUCAACGUUUACAGAAACGAAACUAAACCGGGCAGCUGUGUCCCUUUUUUUCUACUAACACGCACUUCCCACGGAAGUGCUGUGUUCUUUUCUACAUUAAAAAAAAAACCUCUUACAAGUAUACCGAUCGGAAAUUCUCUAGCAAAAUCUAUUAAAGUGUACACGCAAGGAUGGCUUACGAAAGCAGAACGGUACGUGUUAGUGUGAAGGAGAGCUGUUGAAGGUAGCUCAAUUUAUGACCACCACCUCUAGACACACAAACACUAUUCGUUCGUUGAUAUCGUAUCAAUACUGGUAGCAUAAUGCGUUAGAAGCGAAACCACACACUCACACACAAAAUCGGUAAAAACGUAUUGCGAAUUAUAUUAUAGAAGAAUAUUAAUGAAGUGCUACUGAGAUAUAGCCUACUGAUACAUAUAUAUAUAUAUAUAUUUCAUAUGACAAAACUCAACAAAAAACAAACCCUAAAGUUAAUAUAAAACACCUAAAAGAAAGUGGUUAAAGUAUGUAUGAAAGCAAAGAAAGAACGAAGUAACAAAUAUUAGUAAAACGUGUUGUUAAAACAAAACGAACAAAACAACCAGAACAGUAAAACGGAGAGAGCAAAUCGAACAGAGUUAAAAAUAAGUGAAAAAAACGAUUAAUGCAAACCUAUUAAAAGAAAAACAAAACAAAAAACAAACUAACAUGAUAAAUACAUUCCCA